CUUGAAAAUAUAUAAAUGAGAAAGGGAAAUCCCAGACUCAGAAUAUAGCCAUGUCCAUGAUCUAUGCUUUGGACUGAGUGAGAACAAACUAAGAAGUAACAGAGUAGGGUUAAGUCAAACACACACAAAUACACAAUGAGCUUGUCCCUUAUUCAAGGUUAUUCUUCUGCCGAAGACGAACCGGACCAAGACCAAACCAACAAUUCCGACCUCGAACAUUCCGACGAUGCCACCGCCGCCGCCGCUUCCGUGGACCACCCUUCUCUCGGCGACAGAUCCAUCUUCAACCACCUUCCUAACCCUCCUUCUGCCUCUGGUCUUCCUUCUGCGUUCGACGCUUUCUCCGAAAUUGCAGGACCGCCCCAAUUUCUGAACAACAGCGUGGAGGAAUACAAUAGCAACCCUUCGAGAGACGAUGAUGAGCAACAUGGGAGGCAACGCAAUAGGAGGCGCCGCAAUGACAAGAAAGAUUUACCCACUGGUGCGGUAGUAGAGGCAAAACCUCAACUAAUUGGAAUUCAUGAGCGAGUAAGAAGUGACAUCGAAGGUAGCCAACCACCAACAUCAGCUACCUCUGGCACAUCAGAAGGAGUCAAGCGGGUGCCAACUGCAACAAAUCCUAAUGCUGAAGAUGCUGCAGAGCUUUUAAGAAUGUGCUUGCAGUGUGGGAUUCCCAAGACCUACUCCAGUGCUCGUGGAAUGGUGUGCCCUGUAUGUGGUGAUCGCCCUCCAAAUGAUAGCAGCACAGAGUCCAAGAAGAAAGGAUCGACUGUCAAAGAUAAAGAAAAAUCUAAAAGAAUGAAGGGCCAAUCAUCCCAUGCAACCUGGAAAAGUGAAACAGAGAUGCAACUUAGGCAACAGUUUGAUUAGCCUUAUCUUUGUUUCCUUGUAAGUUAGGUUACCAGUUACCUGGUAUAUAUAAUUUUAUGUGGAUUUUUAAAUUCACAAAUUUCGAUUAACAACGCCAACUUUGUAGCUUAAGUCAGAUUUUUGUUCGGUAAGAGAGAUCUCUUCUGGCUCUGUGGAAUAGAACCAAGUCACUGUAGUUUCUA
Messenger RNA from Vigna angularis (adzuki bean), 1052 nucleotides. RefSeq lists its product as uncharacterized. The transcript has 4 exons. The record is from RefSeq and is a predicted model, not a curated record. Bases 136 to 870 code for a protein of 244 amino acids. Lineage: Eukaryota; Viridiplantae; Streptophyta; Magnoliopsida; Fabales; Fabaceae.